GCGGCACCUGUUUCACACUCUGGAGGCAGCCCUGUUCCAAAUCGAAUGCAAUCAUUUUCAGCCGGCGCAAACAUGUCUACACGGGCGUCUGGGCGAGAUUAACCGAGUCCCCUCAUUGCUACCACUGUGCGUUUAACAGUUGUGAUCAAAACAUAAGCGAGUGCUGGUGGGUGCUGAGACUACGUUGUCCCAAACCGAGAGGAAAACGGAGUUGUUUGUGCAAACACGAAGUCCUACCAGUGAAAUUAUACCAUUGACAGAUUUGGGAUACCUUGAUUCAAGUACUGCAACUCUUUUUCCUUGCCAGUGAACUCUGGACAGAUCAACACAGCUGUAGGCUACUUGCGCAUAUCAGCUGUGCUGAUUUACCUGUAUCUCUGCCACGUGGGACAGAAGGGCUAGCUGAUGAGUCAGAGGUGACUGCAUGAGGAGGCGGUAUUAGGGGACCCUGGUCUGAACUUAGACCAAACCCAGUCACACUCCUAGACCAGAGAGGUCUGUUGACCUUGCCUCUCCUCUAGAGAUGAGGUCCAUCCGAUCGUUCGCCAACGACGACUGCCACGUCAUGGCCAAGCAUGUCGACAUCUACCCUUCGCCAGAGGAGCUGGAGGCUGUCCAGAAGCUGGUGUCCACUGUGGAAUGUGCCCUCAAACAGGUGUCGGACUGGAUGGACAACCUCAACGCCUCCCUAAGCAAGGCCCCAACCAUCACCACCACCGUCGACAUCAAGGCUGCUGGAGACUCUACAGGCACCCACGGCAGCACAAAGACCCAGAGUGUGUCGAUCCUGUGUGGGGUGAUGCGGGUGGGUCUUGUGGCUAAGGGCCUCCUGGUUAAAGGAGACAUGGAUUUGGAGCUGGUCCUGAUGUGCAGAGACAAACCCACCAAAUUACUUCUGUACACUGUUAGUGCCAACCUGCCCUUGCAACUACAGACACUGACGGAGGACAAGUACGAGGUGCGGUCCAGCGUGUCGCAGUCCGCCAUCUGGGUGGUCAACAUCAACGACCCCAAAUUCUCCCUGAAGGUCACCCUGUCCUCACUGGCCAUGAGAGAUGAACACACUGCCAAAGACCAAGAGGAAGGCGUGGAGGUGGAGGGGCUUGAUGAGGUGCUGGACGGGCGGUGGUGCCAGGCUGCCCUGGCAACGCUCAGACACACCAAAUGGUUCCAGGCCAGAGUGACCGAUCUGAAGUCGUGUGUCAUCGUCAUGCGUAUUUUCAGAGACAUGUGCAACAGACUAACUGUGUGGGAGCCUCUCAAAGGAUGGCCCCUAGAGCUGAUCUGUGAGAAGGCCAUAGCAACCUGUAACCGACCUCUGGGGCCCGGAGAGGCCCUGCGCAGGGUCAUGGAGUGCAUCGCCUCAGGGAUCCUCCUCCCAGAUGGGCCGGGAGUUCACGACCCCUGUGAGAAGGAGCCAACAGACACCUUGUCAGUGAUCACAGGCCAACAAGCUCAGGCUAUCACUCACAAUGCACAGCAUGCGCUACGCCUCCUAGCCUUUGGACAGCUUUAUAAGGUCCUGAAUAUGAAUCCUCUCACUCCAACCAAACCGUCACACAGACUCUCGGGGUUGGACAAAGGAACCUGUCGUAAAAGGCAGCAUGAAGACAGACGCACUUACGACAGACAGCUCUUCAAGAGGAUGAAACACAACCUGAUGAGAGUUCUGGACAGUAACGGGAUGGACCCCAACCACUCCAUGAACGCCGUGAUAAGACUGAACCAGUUCCACCCGGGGCUGCAGUACAAGCUAUUGUCCCACUCCGGCCCAGUCCACGCUCCAGUCUUCACCAUGUCUGUGGACAUCCACGGCACUGUCUACGAGGCUUCCGGCGCCUCCAAGAAGACGGCCAAACUACAAGUAGCACUUAAGGUCCUACAGGCACUAGGUUACCCAGCUGACUUCGAUGUGGACCUGGACUCCCUGAGUGCUGACGAGAGGUCUGACGGCGAGGGACGCAACCAUAUAAGUGAUAGAAAUGACAGGAUGUCCACCAGCUCCAGCAGAAACUCUGUCACCUCCUCCACAGACGCACACGAGUCCCACACCCCAGGCCCUCUCCUUACGGCAGGGGGCAAGAACCCAGUGAUGGAGCUGAAUGAGAAACGCAGAGGCCUGAAGUACGAACUCCUAUCAGAGACCGGCGGCAGCUGCGACAAACGCUUCAUCAUGGAGGUGGAGGUUGAUAAACAGAAGUUCCGAGGCUCGGGGCCCAAUAAGAAAGCGGCGAAGGCUUGCGCUGCCCUGGCUGCUCUGAAGAGACUAUUCUCUGACUCCAAAGACCCCCGCAACAAGAAGAGGAGACCAACCACACUGGUGAAGAGAACUGUGUCAUCAACUGUGACUAUCCCAGCCCAUGCCCAUUCCAGGCCUAGAACAAGGCCAGUGAUGCAUAGAGCACCCUACAUCAGCGCUCCCCCCACCCAUGGCUACCUCCCAAUAGGCUAUGGAGCUCCAUAUGGUUAUGGUACUGCAGCUUCCCUCCCUGCCUAUGGCGGCCUGUACAUUGACAGUGCCUUUUACCAGCCACGGCCUAUUGCCACUCCUAUUAUAAUUCACCUGGGUCCUCAGGAUCUCUUCUGAUCUCAACAGCCAGCAUGGGAUCUCAUUUGACCUCUGCUCUCUAGAGCCAUCAGGGGACGACUAAGUUUUGACUUAGCUUCCAGUUUCCUGUCUGACCAGGCUCUCAUUACCUUAUUAAAGGGAAAAUCGGGACCCAUCUCUGAGCAGACAUCAAUCCAAGAAGAAGCAAUACAUCAUCAGAGUUGGAAUUAUUUCCCAAUAUAUUGCAAUACUUGACUUUAGCUUCAAAUCUACUUGGAAAUAGUGGAAAUGGAUUGGCACAACACUGCAAUAUUCAUGUGAUAUACACUGAGUAUACCAAACAUUAAGAACACCUUCCUAAUAUUGAGUUGCACCCUCCCCUUUUGCCUUCAGAACAGCCUCAGUUCGUCAGGGCAUGGACUCUACAAGUUGUAUAAAGCAUUCCACAUGGAUGCUGGCCCAUAUUGACUCCAAUGCUUCCCACUGUUGUCAAAUUAGCUGGAUGUUCUUUGGGUGGUGGACUAAUCUUGAUACACACGAGAAACUGUUUAGCGUGAAAACCUCAGCAGGUUUGCAGUUCUUGACACAAACCAGUGUGCCUGGCACCUACUACCAUACCCUGUUCAAAGGCACUUAAAUCUUUUGUCUUGCCCAAUUAACCUCUGAAUGGCACUUACUUAUAAUUAUUAUUACUAUUAUUAUUAUUACUUAAAAAUCAUACAAUGUGAUUUUCUGAUUUUCUCUCACAGUUAAAGUGUACCUAUGAUCAAAUUUAAAAAGCCUCUACAUGCUUUGUAAGUAGGAAAACCUGCAAAAUUGGCAGUGUAUCAAAUACUUGUUCUCCCCACUGUAUAUACAAUAUUUGUGUAAUUAUGGGUGUGUGUGUUUGAGUAUGUUUAACCCAAUAAGGAUACUAUUUGUAUUUAUUUAUAAUACUUGUCAAUUAAUGCGUAUUUUACCACAAUGUAAAUGCAUUUAUAUCAAGCACCUUUGUAUACAAUAUACACAACAGUGUAUAUAUAGAAGUUAAUUUGCAUGUAUCAUUUGUACGUACUGUACAGUAGAAACAAGUCUUUUUGUAUUUAAUUCCAAAUUUAACGGUGUAAACAGAGAGUCGACUCAUCCUAGUCCAAUGUAAUGUUUUCAAAAUCUAUUAGCAGCAGUUAAUAGCAGUACUCCAUUCAGGGCAGCACAUUGACAUUAUGUCUACAACUCAGAAAUUAAUAGCGCUCUCAAUUUCUCUCUGUUUCCAACACACACACACACAUAAUCUUGUAACAGUGUGCAAGACAUGAAUGUAACUUUCAACUUUUCUCAUAUCCAAAUCAAAGUUUAUUGGUCGCGUACACAUAUUUGCAGAUGUUAUUGCAGGUGCAGCGAAAUGCUUGUGUUUCUUGCUCAAACAGUGCGGUAAUGCCUAGCAAUAAUAUUAAUACACACAUAAGAAAUGUCAGAAACCGGAAUCUAAAUAUGUACGUACAGUGCAUUUGUGAAAGUAUUCAGACCCCUUUACUUUUUCCACAUUUUGUUACGUUACAGCCUUAAUCAAAAAUGUAUUAAAUCAUUUUCCCCCUCAUCAAUCUACACACAAUACCCCAUAAUGACGAAGCAAAAACAGUUUUUUAAAACAGAUACCUUAUUUACGUAAGUAUUCAGACCCUUUGCUAUGAGACUCGAAAUUGAGCUCAGGUGCAUAUGUUUUCCAUUUAUCUUCCUUGAUGUUUAUACAACUUCAUUGGAGUCCACCUGUGGUAAAUUCAAUUGAUUGGACAUGAUUUGGAAAGGCACACACCUGUCUAUAUAAAGUCCCACAGUUGACAGUGCAUUUCAGAGCAAAAACCAAGCCAUGAGAUUGAAGGAAUUGUCUGUAGAGCUCCUAGACAGGAUAGGGUCGAGGCACAGAUCUGGAGAAGGAUACCAAAAAAUGUCUGCAGCAUUGAAGGUCCCCAAGAAAACAGUGGCCUCCAUCAUUCUUAAAUGGAAGAAGUUUUGAAACACUGAGACUUCCUAGAGCUGGCCGCCCGGCCAAACUGAGCACUUGGGGAGAAGGGCCUUGGUCAGGGAGGUGACCAACAAUCCAAUGGUCACCCUUUCAAAGUUCCUCUGUGGAGAUGGGAGAAGCUUCCAGAAGGCCAACCAUCUCUGCAGCCCUCUACCAAUCAGGCCUUUAUGGUAGAGUGGCCAGACGGAGGCCACUCCUCAGUUAAAGGCAUAUGACAGCCAGCUUGGAGUUUGCCAAAAGGCACCUUAAGGACUCUCAGACCAUGAGAAACAAGAAUCUCUGCUCUGAUGAAACCAAGAUGGAACUUUUUGGCCCGUAUGCUAAGUGUCACGCUUGGAGGAACCCAGGCACCAUCCCUACGAACAAGUCCUUGAGUGGCCCAGCCAGAGCCCGGCUUGAACCCUAUCGAACAUCUCUGGAAAGAGCUGAAAAUAGCUGUGCCGCAACGCUCCCCAUCCAACCUGACAGAGCUUGAGAGGUUCUGCAGAGAAGAAUGGGAGAAACUCUCCAAACACAGAUGUGUCAAGCUUGUAACAUCAUACCCAGGAAGACUUGCUGUAAUCGCUGCCAAACGUGCUUCAACUGAGUAAAUGAGUAAAUGGUCUGAAUACUUACGUAAAAGUGUUAUUUCCUUGUUUAGAAACUUUAGCAAAUGUCUUUAAACAAAUAUUUUUUGCUUUGUUAUUAUGGGAUAUUGUGUGUAGAUUGAUAAUAAAACAUUUAAUCAAUUUUAGGAUAAGGAUGUAACGUAACAAUGUUUAACAAAUCAAGGGGUCUGAAUACUUUCCGAAUGCACUAUAUUUAAAGUGUAUAUCAGUGGAGGCUGCUGAGGGGAGGACAGCUCAUGAGAAUGGCUGGAA
This is a messenger RNA of Oncorhynchus keta (chum salmon), 5410 nucleotides long. Its product is annotated as spermatid perinuclear RNA-binding protein-like. Bases 524 to 2587 code for a protein of 687 amino acids. Gene Ontology annotation, molecular function: single-stranded RNA binding; double-stranded RNA binding. The transcript is spliced from 19 exons. Gene Ontology annotation, cellular component: precatalytic spliceosome. Lineage: Eukaryota; Metazoa; Chordata; Actinopteri; Salmoniformes; Salmonidae. The record is from RefSeq and is a predicted model, not a curated record.